Messenger RNA from Oncorhynchus nerka (sockeye salmon), 1864 nucleotides. RefSeq names its product centromere protein L (gene cenpl). The transcript has 5 exons. The record is from RefSeq and is a predicted model, not a curated record. The coding region runs from base 55 to 1146 and encodes 363 amino acids. Lineage: Eukaryota; Metazoa; Chordata; Actinopteri; Salmoniformes; Salmonidae.
UGUAAUCGAUUACUGUUCCUUAUCAAGAUUCCAGUUGCAUCACGGGAGAUCGCGAUGUUCAAAAUCCACUUCCGUUUUUUUUCAGUCAUGGAGGAACGGAGCAGCAUUGUAAAGACCCCACUCAACAAUGUCUUGACACAACGAAGGAGCAAGAGUUACAGGCGAUCCAUGCGAAGCUGCGCUGAAGCAACUAAUCUGGGAUACACAUCAGGCCAUCUGACAGCUCUAAGAAUACCAAGAAGUAGAAGAACUCCAAAAUCACGUGAUAUCACAAAACAGGUUGACCCAGACCAAGUGGCACUCCUGGUGACGAAAGAAUGGGAGCUGUCGUACGUCACACCUUUGUACCAGUUCAGACACACUCAGUUGAAAUCCUAUUCAAAGCAUCUAUCAGCUUUCAUUGUAUCAGAGAAGCAACAGGGCCUGGCGAUUGAAGUUGGCCAGGAAUUGGGCUUCAAGGUCAAUUUUUCGGUGGUCCUUGGGUUGGCAGAGACUGAUGAAGAUGCUGAGACGGUUUUCAUACAGAUUCUCUCCAGACAAGCGUUUGCUGCAAAAUAUGAUGCUCAGAAGGUUGUGUGGAGUGGCUGGCUGACCUGCGUCAACGGUGACUUAGAGUAUCUCCGAUCACUACCAUCAGAAUUUGUCAGUUUGCCUUUGCUCUGUACCAGGGGACCAGAGUCUCUCACAGUUUUGGUCAAAUCCUGGUUUGAAAAGACAUUUGACUGUUGCUUUGGCCCUCUUGGUAUCAACUCUGCCAACCUCCAGUGGCUCGCAGCCCUGUGGAUUGGGUGCCACCCCACCAUCAACAUACAAUACCUGAAACUGGUUUGGACCCUUCCAACACUACCCCCUAUGGAUGUUAAGUACACAAUCCACCCACAAGAUGCCUGGGAGCUUUGGGACAGUGUGCGGCAGGAUGACACAACAGAUGUCAGCAUCGAGGAGGUCACCAGGUUCAUCAAAGGGCUGCAGUCACACUUCUUCAGGCACUUCAGGAUAGAAUUGUCCGCUGGGUCACUGAUGCAGGUCUCCACGGCUUUGGGUUCUUCUCACCAUAGUGGAAAAAUCAAGAUUGCAAGCCCUACCUACAUCACCACCAUCCUGCAGCUGCUGACAGAAUGUGCCCUCCUGAAGAUGCCCAUCUAAUCAACAUUUGCAUGUAAACCUCACAAUUACUGUCCAUAUGAAAUUAAACUGUUUGACAUUUAUAUUCCUGUAAAUAGCAUAAGUACCUGUAUUGUAUGAAAAGGCAAGUGCAUACAUUACAAAAUAACAAUUCCUGCUGCAUUUGUUCUCUAUAGAUAUUAUUCAUUACAAGCUAAAAGUGUAGACAUAAUUGUGCUACCGGGGGUGAUUUGUGGCCAAUAUACCAUGGCUAAGGGCUGUUCUUAGGCGCAAUGCAGUGCCUGGAUACAGCCCGUAGCUGUGGUAUAUUGCCAAUAUACCACAUACACCUGAGGUACCUUAUUGCUAUUAUAAACUGAGUACCAAUGUAAUUAGACCAGUAAAUAUAAAUGUUUUGUCAUAACUGUGGUAUACAGUCUGAUAUACCAUGGCUUUCAGCAUUCAUGGCACAAACCACCCAGUUUAUAAUUUAUUAUAUAAUCAGGUUUGAGACAUGGUAAAUCCAUUGCCAUCAAGUAACUUGGGCAGAAGUUCUCAUAUAUAUAUAUAUACACACACACACAAUCCUUUCCAGAUAUACAGUACAGUGAAUCAAGUGGCUAAGUGAAAACUAUCAACGCCUAGUUUCCCAGAGAACUAGCCUUGUAAUCCCUGUGCAGUGAUUUCCUAAAUGGUUCAAAUACAGAUUGUUUUUUGAGCUUAUUAAAGUUGGAAAUAAAAAAGGUUUUUAUUAACAGAA